AAAUUGAUGAGUCAGCUGGUGAUUUGAGUAUGAAUAUAAAUUCAUAUAGAAAUGAAUUCAUUGCCAUAUUUGAUUUUGACUAAAUAGAUAUUUAAAGAAUUUUGCCACGAUUCUAAAAUAUUCAUGAGGUUUUUUUUUGUUUGCAAUUUUAUUUCUAGAUUCAGCUGUGACUUUUUGGAAAUCUUUUAUGACAAUUAAUUCAGGUUUUUCAUUACGUUUCAUUUGAUUUAUUUGUCUCAAUUUGCAGAUUUGUGAUCUGGGGAGUACGAUGGCACAGAACAGAAACUAUUCAUCCAGUUUUGAGGACAUUUUCUCCAAUAGUGAUCUAAUUAGUUCAGGACCUCCUAAGAUCUACCAGCUGAGGAAACAGGAACAGAAGAUCGGAUCUCUGACCUCAGUAACUGUUGGUGAAAAACAAGAGACCAAACCAAACAAAACCAUCUUACUAGUUGGUGAAACAGGAACAGGAAAAUCUACUCUGGUUAACGCUCUGUUCAACUACUCUGUGGGAGUGAAGUUUGAAGAUGAGAUCUGGUUUCAGAUUGUAGCGAACGAGGACAGACAUCAGACCUCAGAUGUGAUCGUCUAUCAGAUCUUUGGUUUUGAGAAUCAAACUCUCCCGUUCUCUCUGACCAUCAUUGAUACUCCUGGAUAUGAAGACUCACAAGAUGUCAAUCAUAAUACCAGGAUCAAUCAGAAAUUAAUGGAGUUAUUCCAGUCAGCUGAUGGGAUCCAGGAAGUUCAUGCAGUUUGUCUGGUGAUGAAGGACAGAGAGAAUCCAGUCAGUGACCGACUGAAGUACAUCUAUGAUUUCAUUAAGUCUCAGUUUGGAGAAGAUGUGGAGAAAAACAUCGUAGCUCUGAUGACAAACUCACAGGGAGAAGAACCUACUGAUAUUCUUGAAGCUCUGGAAGCUGCAAACAUUAAAUGUGCCAAAGAUGAAGAGAAUGAAAUGGUUUACUUCCAGUUUGAUAACCGUCAGGAUAAAAAGCAAACAAAAAAAUCUAAAUUGUCUCUAGAAAAUGCUUGGAGGGUGUCAGGAGGAGGAUUAAAAGAGUUUGCAGCCUUUCUAGAAAACUCUCCUCCGCUCCAGCAGAAGGUCAUGAUGGAAGUUGAGAAAGAACGGAUCAGACUGACGGCCUGCAUCCAGAACCUGCAGGACAGAAUCAGGUUCACUGAGCUAAACCUGAGAGAUGUGGAGCGAACUCAAGAGGCUCUUUGUAUUAACAAACAGAAGAUAAAAAGGUCUAAAAAUUUUAAUGUACUUAUUCCUGAGACCUACAAAGUAAUAGAGUCUCUUGGAGAUGAAACCUGUGGUUCAGACACAGCUGUCGUCUGUUUUGUCUGUAAGGAGAACUGUCACUAUCCUGGAUGCACAAAGGCUUUAAAUGCUCAACAAUGUGAAGUGAUGAGAAAUGGAAAAUGUACUUCAUGCACCAACAAGUGUCCUGCAUCAGAUCAUGAUAAAAAAAACUGGAGGUUUUUGAUCAGGACCCAGAUGGUUGAGAGGAAUAAAGAAACCCUGAAGCAACAAUAUAAACAAGAAGCAGGAGAGAAAAAGGUCAAACUUUCAGAAAGACUUGAAAAAGAGAAAACAAAGCUGAGGGAAGAGAAGAGACAAUUAGUAAAUGAAGCAUAUAGACAUGUGAUCAAACUUUCUGUGUUAGUUAAGAAUAAUGAUUCAGUUGAUGAUUCAGUUUCCACUCAUGUCAUCUUGGACUUCCUUAUCAAGAAGAUGAAAGGACAAGGAGAUGAAGAAAAGGUGCAGGAACCGGAGGAAAUAUACAAACAAAUGGAAACCAAAACGUCACACAAACACAGGAUGGGAAUUUCCUCAUUUAAUCAGGAGGCUCUGAUCUCCGAAAGUAUUCAGACCCAUAAAGGACCUCCUGCUGUCUAUCAGGUGAUACCAAAGAAAGAGAUGAUAGGAACUCUGAGCAGACUGACGGUUGGAGAGAAAGAUGAGAUGAAGAUCAAUAAAACCAUCUUACUGGUUGGUGAAACUGGAACAGGAAAAUCUACUCUGAUCAACGCUCUGUUCAACUACGCUGUGGGAGUGAAGUUUGAGGAUAAAGUCUGGUUUCAGAUUGUAGAGGAGAAUAAAGGCCAUCAAACAGAAAGUCAGACCUCAGAUGUGAUCGUCUAUCAGAUCUUUGGUUUUGAAGGUCAAACUCUGCCGUUCUCUCUGACCAUCAUCGAUACUCCUGGAUAUGGAAGCACCAGAGGGACUGAAGAAGAUAAUUCUGUCAGUCAAAGAUUGUUGGAUUUGUUUCGAUCAAAAGAUGGAGUUCAUCAGAUCAAUGCAGUGGGUUUGGUGAUGAAGGCCAGUGAUAACAGACUGAGUGACCGACUGAGAUACAUCUUUGAUUCAGUGACGUCUCUGUUUGGAAACGACCUGGAGAGAAACAUUGUAGCUCUGAUCACUCACUCUGAUGGAAGAACACCUAGAAAUGUUCUUCAGGCUCUGGAAGCUGCAGGUAUUAAAUGUUCUAGAGAUGAGAUGAAUCUUCCUGUUCACUUCAUGUUUAAUAACCAGCAGAAGACACAGAGAUACACAGAGGAAGGUCAGCGUGGUGACAAAUACUCCUGGGACUUUACAAAUGAAGAUAUGGGUCGUUUGAGAAACUUCCUGAAAAACACCAAACCUCAACCACUGAAUACAACAGUGGAGGUUCUGAAUGAACGGAUCAGACUGACGGCCUGCAUCCAGAACCUGAAGGAGAGAAUCGAGCUGAAUGAACAGAAACAGAAUGAAAUAAAACAGAUUAAAGAAGCUUAUAAUGAACAUGAAGCUGAGAUGGAGAAGAACAAGAACUUCACUAUGGAAGUUGAUGAGCCGUACAAAGAAAAGGAAACAAUUACGGGAGGAAAGUGGGGGUUGGUGUUUCUGGAAGGAGCCAUCACCUGUAAUAUUUGUCAGGAGAACUGUCACUACCCUGGAUGCACAAUGGCCCGGAAACCAGCACACUGUAAUGUCAUGAAGCGAGGCCACUGCACAGUUUGUACCAACAAGUGUCCUGCAUCAGAUCAUGUCAAAGAAGACUGGAAAUAUGUGACAAAGACCAGAAAAGUUCAGAAGACCUUGAAUGAUGUGAAGGCAGAAUAUGAAAAAAAUAAAGCAGAAUGUGAGAAAAAGUCAACUCUUCUGGAAAACCUUGAAAAGGAAACCAGCAAACUGACAACAGAGCGAUUGUUGCUGCUGGAUGAGGCCUACAGUUGUGUUACCAGACUGGAGCAGAUUGCCCUCAACAUUAAUUCAGCAUCCACUUUUGUUCAUUUGGACUUUUUGAUUGAGAAAAUAAAGGAAAAAGGAGAACAAAAGAAAGCUGAAGUGCUAGAACAGCUGAAGAACAGGAUGAAUGAGGGCUUCAAACCUCAGAAAAAAUAGAUUUCCUAACUAGAUGUUCGACCCACCUCAACUGGCUCCCCUCCAUGUGAAGGAGCAGUAGCUCUACUCUGAUUUCCUCCUGGAGCUUCUCAUUUCAGCCGCUUCUAUCCAUGAUCUGGUUUUUCAGCCACUACCCAGAGCUCUUGACCACAGAUGAGGGCAGGAACAUAGAUUGACUUGUACAUCAAAGGUUUUUCUUUUGGCUCCGUUUUGUCUUCACCAUCACAGACCGGUGCAACACCCACAUCGCUGCAGACACGGCACCAAUCCGCCUGUUGGUUUCCCACUGCAUUCUUCUCUUAUUUGUGAACUAGACCCCAAGAUACCUAAACUCCCUAACAUGGAAGAAGCAGGUUUCCCUUUUCUGGCUGAAGACCAUUGUCUCAGGUGUAAAGGUACUGAUUCCCAUCCCGGCUUCUUCACACUCUGCUCUAGCAAAUGCUGCAGAUCACAAUCCAACAACAUCACUGGCAAAACAUGGAGAUAUCAUCCAAAAGCCACCAAAAUGGAUCCCUUCAAAAACCUUGACUGCACCUAGAUGUUUUAUCCACAAGGACGAUGAACAAAAUUAGUGACAGAAGGUAACUUUGCCUGCGACAGACUGGCGACCUGCCCAGGGUGACUCCCGCCUCUCGCCCGGAUCGUAGCUGGAGAGGAACCAGCAACCCUCCUGACCCCAUUAGGGACAAGGGUGAACAGAAGAUGGAUGGAUGCAGACCAAGGGUCCUGGUACCUCGUAUUCCCAGACUACACCCCCACAGGAUUCACCAAGCUACAGUCAACUGCAUUUUCCAAAUUCACAAAACACAUUCAGACUGGUGAGAGAACUACCAUGAACCCAUAAUGAGCCUGCUGAGGGUUUAGAGCUGGUGAAAUGUGGCAGCCAGUUAGAAAAAGACUCAGCAGACACAGAUCCUAUCCUCUCUACCCACUUUGAUGACAACAAAGUCAGUCAUCAAACUGUAGCCAAAGGUUUGUUGGUUCAAAAAUAAACUGCAAACCUUUCCAAGCACGCUGGACACCCUUACACUUGUCCAAUGUGUUCAUUAUGGAGAAUCCAUGACAGGCAGAGUUUGGGUUCAGUUAUUAUUCCUUCCAAUAACUCACGUCCAGAUCUCUCUGCUGUUGCCCAUGUUGGUGUUGAACUCCUUCAGUAAAGAGGGAAUCCCACCAGGAGUGUCUGAGACGUUUUCUCCUAAUGUAACACAAGAUUUACACACAAAGUUAACACUGAAUAUUCUGCUUGUUUGUUCACAUAUUAGAUCAGAAUAACAUAUUUUAGUUGAUUAGUGGAAAUACUUGGAUCAUUUUAUAUUGUUAUGUCAAGAUGAGGUUACGUCUCCAUUGUUUCUAAUUUUGAAUUGUUCAUACAAAUAAAGAACGUAAAAGGUUGUUUUUUUUAUUUUUCUUAUAUUUUUCUUUUGUUAAUAAUUAUUUGUUUCUGCUGUAAGGAUUUUAAUUUUUAAACUGUGAAAACAGAAUUAAUCUGAUUAUUAAGUUGAAUAUGAAUUGCAUGUUUUUUUUGUCGAGUUUAUUUCAAGUCUACAAUUAAAUUGAUAAUCAGCAAAGGGAAGAUUCUUAAUAAUGAAUUUGAUUAAUGCUAAUUUUUAAGAUGAUUUUUCAAUGUUUUUCAGAAUAGUUGAGAGAAGAAAAUCACCAACAUUUUAGGAAAAUAUAUCGACCAAAUAUGCAUCUGACCAAACACAUUUACAGCUGAAGUUUAUUCUAAAUUUACUGGAGAUUAUCAGACUUUUGGUUUUAUUAAAUAUUUUCAUGAAAGUUUUGGAAUUUACUUCAAUUAUUUUUGAUAUUUUGUUGGAAUUACCAGUUGAAUACUUUCUUCCUUCUGGGUUUUUGAGUGAUCAAGAAUUAAUCACUACCAGAGGAAAACACUGCCACUUACUGGUUACUGGUUGAACUGCAUUGUUGCUGAAAAUGUGCUAAAUAAAUAAAAUUACUGCAUCUCUC
Molecule: messenger RNA, 5356 nt
Organism: Gambusia affinis (western mosquitofish)
Lineage: Eukaryota; Metazoa; Chordata; Actinopteri; Cyprinodontiformes; Poeciliidae
Exons: 3
Coding region: 269-3388 (1039 amino acids)
Molecular function (GO): GTP binding; ATP hydrolysis activity
Source: RefSeq, a predicted model, not a curated record